GGUUUGCGCACUCUGAUUGGCUGGAUGGAAGGAAGCUGCCACCUGCUCCCGUGGCUCCAGCUCUUGGCUAUCAAGUCCUGGAGCUACUCCGGCUGUCGCGUAGAGUUGCUGUGUCAGUAGGAGAGAGACUGUCAUCGCGGGGCCGGGUGGUGCGAGGAUUCCUGGGAGCCAUGUUGUCAGAAGCCCUGCUGGUGUCUGCUCCAGGGAAAGUCAUCCUCCAUGGAGAGCAUGCCGUGGUCCAUGGCAAGGUAGCACUGGCUGUGGCCUUGAACUUGAGAACAUUCCUCCGACUUCAGCCCCACAGCAAUGGGAAAGUGGGCCUUAACUUACCAAACACUGGCAUCAAGCGGGUUUGGGAUGUGGCCAGGCUUCAGCUGCUGGGCACAAGCUUUCUGGAGCCAGGUGACAUCACAACGCCCACCCCAGAGCAGGUGGAGAAGCUGAAGGAGAUGGCGGACCUCCCCGAGGACUCUGCCAACCACAAGGGCCUGGCUGUGCUGGCCUUCCUGUACUUGUACCUGUCCAUCUGCCGGAAGCAGAGGGCCCUGCCCAGCCUGGACAUCACCGUGUGGUCGGAGCUGCCCACUGGCGCUGGCCUCGGCUCCAGCGCAGCCUACUCCGUGUGUUUGGCAGCCGCCCUUCUGACUGCAUGUGAGGAGAUCCCCAACCCCCUGAGGGAUGGGGAGUCCACCAGCAGGUGGGCCACAGAGGAUUUGGAAUUAAUCAACAAGUGGGCCUUCCAGGGGGAGAGGAUGAUUCAUGGCAACCCCUCUGGAGUGGACAACGCGGUCAGCACCUGGGGAGGAGCUCUCCGGUACCAAGGAGGGAAGAUUUCACCCCUAAAGAGGCCACCAGCUCUAAAGAUCCUGCUGACCAACACCGGAGUCCCUCACAGCACCAAGGCCCUGGUGGCAGUUGUCAGGAGCAGGCUGCUUAAGUUCCCAGAGAUCGUGGCCCCCCUCCUGACUUCCAUAGAUGCCAUUUCCCUGGAGUGUGAGCGAGUGCUGGGAGAGAUGGCGGCGGCUCCGGCCCCAGAGCAUUACCUCGUGCUGGAGGAGCUCAUCGACAUGAACCAGCACCACCUGAGUGCCCUCGGUGUAGGCCAUGCCUCGCUGGACCAGCUCUGCCGGGUGACCAUGGCCCAUGGACUGCACAGCAAGCUCACUGGCGCAGGCGGCGGGGGCUGUGGCAUCACGCUCCUCAGGCCAGAUCUGGAGCUGCCAGAUGUAGAGGCCACGAAGCAGGCGCUGACCAGCUGUGGGUUUGACUGCUGGGAGACUAGCAUCAGUGCCCCUGGUGUCUCCGUCCACCUGGCCACCUCCCUGGACACCCCCGUCCAGCAAGCCCUGGGUGGCUUGUGAGAUGAGCCCAUGCUGCAGCCCCACCAAGAAGCCCCUUCCUGGAUUAUUAUGGGUACUGACCUUGGCCCCUGUGCUGGCCAAUGGGCAUGCGGCUCCUGAAACUGACAGAGAGGCCCCCAGCCUCUGAUGCCUCUCCUGUUGGCCAUGGCCCUCCAGUCCCAGCACUGGGGCCUGGAACCUGCAGUGGCUGGGCUGCCCAGAAGACAUGGUGUAUUCUGCAUUCUCUUGAGCUGGCCACACAGUGGGGCUGUGUGGGGUCCUCAGAGACUUUAGACCUGAGAAGUAAGGGGCUGUCCUGUCCUCUCUGAAGCUCCCACAGACCCAAUCUGUUUUGGGCCUCUGCCUCAACCCCCAGGCCCACUUGGUUGGGUGCCAGGUGCAAGGGUCUGUUUCUGGAGCAACGUGCCUUUCCCCACCCUCCACUCUGUACUUCUACCUAUCUCCCAGGGCCCCGGCCCCUCCCACCUCCUGCAGGAAGUCCUCCCUGACCCCUGGCAGGGUGACCCUUGUUGUGCCUUCCUCCCUGCACACCUGCCAUCUGUUUGAACUCUUUAGCACUUUGGUGGCUUGCUCAUCUCUCCAGCUAGACCAUGGGCCUCAAGGGGGCAUUCAGGUGAUGGUCUUUGCCUGCUGAAGGCAGGAUUAAUUUGCAGUCUCUGCCCGUCUGUACCUGAGGAGUUUGCAGAAAAGACAGCAAAAGGGGAAUAAAAAGUUCUUGAGUAAACAAUACUUCACUCCU
Manis javanica (Malayan pangolin) is the source of this 2100-nucleotide messenger RNA. RefSeq names its product mevalonate kinase (gene MVK). Gene Ontology annotation, cellular component: cytoplasm; cytosol. Lineage: Eukaryota; Metazoa; Chordata; Mammalia; Pholidota; Manidae. Gene Ontology annotation, biological process: isopentenyl diphosphate biosynthetic process, mevalonate pathway; isoprenoid biosynthetic process; cholesterol biosynthetic process. The record is from RefSeq and is a predicted model, not a curated record. Gene Ontology annotation, molecular function: ATP binding; mevalonate kinase activity.